AUGUCUGUCCAGUCCUCGUGCUUUUCCAUUGCCGCCAGGAGCUUUACUAUCCGAGAAAUGCUCGAUAAUUUGCUUAUCAUGCGUCCAUCCUACUCCCGAUACUCAGACCAGGAGUCGCUUUCAAAACGCCUAAGAGUCAUAUCAGCUCUCACCGAAAUCGUACCAUCGCUACGCCGCUCAUUGAUAUUGAAUGGUGACAUCCCCCGCCGUGAUGCGGAGACUCUACAAACGUCCCAGGAAUUUCUUUGCUCAGCGAAAAUCCUUGUGCAGAUGGCAAUAUUGUCGGAUGAAGAAAGCACAGGCGUGCUCGAGACAAUCACACGAAUACUCCGUGAUUCGAAAUUGUUUGCAGUUCUAGGACCUGGUCGCCAUCACAUUGUAGAAUUCUAUUCUCACAUGGGAAACUCUUACAGUGCAAGUAAUAGGACCGUUUCACCCAAAGCGCGCGCCAUACGAAGUUCACCCGCCCUGAAACAGCUGGUGGAUUUUAUGUUCAGCAAAGAGUACCCUAAUUUUAAAGCUGUCUUUGAUCUCAUCUGUGGCAUUCUAGCGUUUGGACUCGAAAAGCACAUUCAAGUUCCAUCCGCGUACAACAUUUUGUAUGAUUUUUAA
Messenger RNA from Desarmillaria tabescens, 612 nucleotides. RefSeq lists its product as uncharacterized. NCBI's taxonomy places the organism in Eukaryota, Fungi, Basidiomycota, Agaricomycetes, Agaricales, Physalacriaceae. The transcript has a single exon. The record is from RefSeq and is a predicted model, not a curated record. Bases 1 to 612 code for a protein of 203 amino acids.